Setaria italica (foxtail millet) is the source of this 1209-nucleotide messenger RNA. RefSeq lists its product as uncharacterized. The record is from RefSeq and is a predicted model, not a curated record. The coding region runs from base 261 to 731 and encodes 156 amino acids. NCBI's taxonomy places the organism in Eukaryota, Viridiplantae, Streptophyta, Magnoliopsida, Poales, Poaceae. The transcript has a single exon.
CAGCUUUUAUUCUACGGCAAAUGGUUCUUUUUCACGGUAGUUCUUUCAGGGAAGGAGAAAAAUGAGAACGAAUUAACAAAACAAAGACCGUACGUGUCUAUGUGUGUGUGUGUAUAAAGCCUCCUCCUUGCAUCACCCGCCCAUCUCCUGUUAAUCCCUGCUGCUAAACUAAUCGCCUUCCCUGCUUGCCAAGUUGCCAUUGCCAAGAAGAGGAGCAGAGCAAGCGAUCGCCGAUCAGCAGGCAGCGCGCAGCUGCUGCGAUGAGCCGAGGCGGCGGCGGGAAGCACCUCCACCACCACGUGAGCUGGCUGUGGCGUGCGCCGCGGCGGGCGCUGUGCGCGGCGCGGGACCUGUACGUGCGCAGCCUGACGGGGUGCGCGGGCUACCUCCCGGGGGACGCCGCCUUCGGCUACCCGUCCUUCGCCGCGGCCCCGCCGGGGUUCCGCGUCGACAGCUUCGCCUCGUCCCGCCGCUCAUCCUCCGGUGGCGCCGACGCCGACGAGGACCUGCGGGAGCUCAUCCGCGCCGCGUCGCAGCGGAGGGCGGCCGAGGCCGCGGCGGAGCGGCACCCGGCGGCCGUGCCGCGGAGCCACAGCGUGGCCAUGGCGCGGAUCGACGAGGACCGGCCCUGCGACUUCGCCUCCGCCGCCGCCGUCGUGUUCCCCAGGAGCCGAAGCUACGCCGCCGGGGCAGCAGGGCGGAGGGGCAGGGUGGCCGCGCUCGCCGCCUGAUCGAUGGUUCUUGCCGCGCAGCGCGCGGCCACAGAGAGCUCUGCAACUGCCAGGAGAUGGGAUCCUUGUGAUGAACAGAAAAUUACUGUAUUCGUGCCAGCGUUCAUAGCAUACUCGAUUCUUUCCUCUGUUUUUUUUCCUUAAGGAUUUUUUUAGGCUGCAGAAAUCUGCAGCUGCGUUCUGUAAUUUGCCAUGAAAUUUUUACUGUUGCUGGGUGCUGUAAAUAAUGGCACAUGAUGAAAAUUUUUCACUUUUUGCUGGAUUAAAAGAACUACUAGAAUUUCUUUUUGGACGUGGAUGUUAGGUACACUUGCUGCUACUUCUGGCCGAAUCCUCCAAUUCUCUUCGGUCGAUGAAGGUCAGCAAGGUUGCCUUACCUGCAGGGGUUUCAUUUCAUCGGUACUGAAAUGAAGCUUUCAUAUGAAACAGUCCAGUAUGAACAAGGUUGCUAGCAUGGCAUAUUUCAGUUGCUCUACUA